Messenger RNA from Erigeron canadensis, 1250 nucleotides. RefSeq names its product annexin D5-like. Lineage: Eukaryota; Viridiplantae; Streptophyta; Magnoliopsida; Asterales; Asteraceae. The transcript has 6 exons. Gene Ontology annotation, cellular component: cytoplasm. The record is from RefSeq and is a predicted model, not a curated record. Bases 121 to 1071 code for a protein of 316 amino acids. Gene Ontology annotation, molecular function: calcium ion binding; calcium-dependent phospholipid binding.
CGUAAAAACAACUCAAUUGACAACAAACGUUGACCAUAUCCAUUCUGGCAACACCCAAUUAGUCUUCUAUUUAAGUUCUGUAAAGUACCCACUUUUCAUCUCUGAAAUCCCGAUCAAAUUAUGGCAACUUUAACUGUUCCUCCGGUACCGGUUUCUCCCCGUGAUGAUGCGAUUCAGUUAUACAAAGCAUUCAAAGGAUUUGGAUGUGAUACUGCGGCGGUUAUUGGCAUACUUGCACACAGAGAUGCAACACAACGGUCUUAUAUCCAACAUGAAUACCGGACAAUGUAUUCUGAUGACCUUCUCAAACGUUUGUCUUCUGAAUUAAGUGGCAAAUUAGAGACUGCAGUAUUGCUUUGGAUGCAUGAUCCAGCAGGAAGGGAUGCGGUUUUAUUAAAAGAGGCGUUAACCCCAGACUUUAUCAAUCUUGACGCCGUAACAGAUGUCAUAUGCUCCCGGACUUCUGCCCAAGUGCAACAUCUCAAACAAAUUUACUACUCGACUUUCUCAAGUUAUCUUGAACAUGACAUCGAACAACAAGCUACUGGGGAUCACCAAAAGAUUUUGCUUGCCUGUAUAAACAAACCGCGUUAUGAAGGCAUGGAAGUUGAUAGGGAUAUGGCUGCAAAAGAUGCAAAGGCGUUGUACAAGGCUGGUGAAAAGAAACUAGGAACUGAUGAGAAGGUCUUUGUGCAGAUUUUCAGUGAAAGAAGUAGAGCACAUUUGGUGGCAAUAAACACAUGUUACCAUGACAUGUAUGGAGGAUCACUUAAAAAGGCUAUAAAGAGUGAAACUUCCGGGCUAUUUGAACGUGCACUUUUGACAAUCUUAAGAUGUGCUGAAAACCCUGCCAAAUAUUUUGCAAAGGAACUAUAUAAGUCGAUGAAAGGCUUAGGGACCAACGACACCACCCUUAUAAGGGUGAUUGUCACAAGAACUGAGAUCGAUAUGCAAUACAUAAAGACCGAAUACCAGAAAAAGUAUAAUAAGAGUUUGAAUGAUGCAGUUCACUCUGAAACAUCUGGUCAUUAUCGGACCUUCCUUCUCUCGCUUCUUGGUCCAAAUCAAUAGGUCGAUGAUCAGUUGUUACUUUACUCAACUGUCCUGUUUGUUUGUGCCAUAAGGUCCCAGUUUGUGUUUGUAAGUUUGUAUGGUUACUUGUACACCAGAUUUGUCUUCUUUAUCCCAUAUGUCAUACAAUAUAGUGGAUGUUUGCUAUUGCUUUAUGAAAAUGAUUAUUGUGUUUUCAA